Saxophila tyrrhenica is the source of this 1473-nucleotide messenger RNA. RefSeq lists its product as uncharacterized. Bases 1 to 1473 code for a protein of 490 amino acids. The record is from RefSeq and is a predicted model, not a curated record. Gene Ontology annotation, cellular component: membrane. NCBI's taxonomy places the organism in Eukaryota, Fungi, Ascomycota, Dothideomycetes, Mycosphaerellales, Extremaceae. Gene Ontology annotation, molecular function: transmembrane transporter activity. Gene Ontology annotation, biological process: transmembrane transport. The transcript has 2 exons.
AUGGCGAUCGCAAUGGGCUCCCUCUUCACGGGUUCUGUGACGGUUAUCUCAUCCUUUGUUGGAAGAGAUCUCGAGAUGUCAACUGCCGAGAUUACCUGGAUCUCUUCUGCAGCGACGCUGAGCAGUGGCGCUUUCUUACUGUUCUUUGGCAGGAUAGCGGAUCUCUUUGGCCGCAAAAUGCUGUUCGUUGGAUCAAUGUUCCUAUACUCGGUAUUCGCAAUGGCGGCUGGCUUUGCCAAAACUCCCAUCACUCUGGACAUCCUCUCCGGCGUACUGGGUCUGAUGGCAGCUGCUGCUGUACCUCCAGCGUCUGGCAUACUGGGUGCUGCGUACGAGAAGCCGAGCAAGAGAAAGAACGCUGCCUUUGCUUGUUUCUCGGCUGGUAAUCCCUUGGGCUACGUGUUUGGGACCAUCUUUGGCGGUAUCGCCGCCUACAUAUUCAACUGGCGUGCUACGUUCUGGCUGAUUGCCCUCAUCUUUCUCGCGUUCACAAUUAUUGGCAUCUUCACGAUCCCGAAGGACUGGACUGAUAAGGAACCUCUCACUUGGCUGACAAUCAAGCGAUUCGACAUUGUGGGCACUGUACUUACCGUCAGUGGGAUCGGGAUGUUCAGCGCGGCAAUCAGUCUCGGAGAUACUGCACCGCAGGGCUGGGGAACUGACUAUGUCAUUGCACUCCUGAUCGUGGGUCUGUUCCUUAUGGUCGCCUUCGUAUUCUGGGAGCUAAGGUUCAAAUACCCUCUGGUGCCGAUGAACAUCUGGAAGGACCGCGACUUUUCUCUCCUGCUCUCGAUCUUGAUGCUGGGCUUCAUGUCUUUCACUCCCGCGAGCUUCUUCAUCGCGCUCUACUUCCAGGAAGUCUGGAACAUGUCGGCUCUUGCUGUCGGCGUCCAUUUGCUGCCCAUGGCCAUCUCUGGCAUCAUCGCAAACAUUGUCGCAGGAUUGGUCUUGCACCGGGUCUCGAACAAGCUGCUGAUGCUUAUUGGCACUUUGGCGUAUUUCAUCGCCUUCAUACUGCUCGCGCUCAACCGCCACUCAAGCUCUUACUGGGCUUUCUGCUUCCCGGCCUUCUGCAUCAUGGUCAUUGGCGCCGACUUCGAGUUCAACGUGGCAAACAUGUACGUAAUGAGUUCGAUGCCACCGUCGCGUCAGAGCGUGGCGAGCGGGAUCUUCCAAACAGUGACCAAGCUGUGCAUGACCCUGGGCUUCGGUGUUGCCACAGCGAUCUAUAACUCCGUCGGCAAGAAUCCACAGCUAGCUUCGUACUGGGAUAAGCGCACGCAGCCGUACACGGCGACUUUCUGGUUCGCUGUGGCGUGUUCCGGGCUGGCCGUGUGCCUGGUGCCGUUCCUGACAAUAGGGACACAAGGCGGGAAAGCGAAGGCUUCGGUGCCGAGUAGUGCAUCACCUUCGAUCCAGGAACCAGUCCAGAAGGAUGGCAAAGAAGCGAUAGCGGAUGGUGCAGACCCUUAA